Melampsora larici-populina 98AG31 is the source of this 981-nucleotide messenger RNA. RefSeq lists its product as uncharacterized. The coding region runs from base 1 to 981 and encodes 326 amino acids. NCBI's taxonomy places the organism in Eukaryota, Fungi, Basidiomycota, Pucciniomycetes, Pucciniales, Melampsoraceae. The record is from RefSeq and is a predicted model, not a curated record. The transcript has a single exon.
AUGUCAAAUCAGCGUGAGAUAGGUGUUUCUGUCCCUCACACCUACACCCACACAUCACGAAACAUUGUCAUUUGUUUGCCCCACGAGCGUUUGACCCUCACCAUCGAGCUCAAAGAUACCCUGGAAAGACUGGGCUUGGGUAAACCGCUGGUACCCAAAUUAAACCCCGAUCUAGACACCAGUAUCACGAACCACGCUUCAACUCCUUUGAUGUCGACUUCCAGAAAGGGGUCUUCAGAUCCAGUCCAAACUGCUCCGACCACGACAACAGGCCUUGGUGGCUCCUGUGCUGCACCCAUUUGUAUCGAUCUGACCGAAGACACAGACACAGAUGACGACAGCACCCAACAUUCUCAACAACCAUCCACGGUCACAAGCACACAGCCAUCUAGCCCGCCUGCGUUCAGCAACGUCAGCCCUGGCCUUUUUGGUGAUGAGGUAAGUAACCAGUUUGCAGUCUCAUUUCGUAAUUGGGCAGCGAUAUCUAAUGAUGGGCCUGGCCCCCCGUUGCAGCUCGACGUGAAGCCAGACAUUCACCGUCAACCGGCAUUGCCUACGACUUUACUUCACCCUCCAGCUGCAUUGCCUACGAAUUUACAAGAGUGGCCCGGGAAUGAUGUCCUCAUCUCAUCAUUACUGGCUUGGUAUCGAAGUGCUGGCGUUCCCCCAAUUCGGAGAGCUCGAAUCCAAAAAUGGAAGAAGCGUUAUGGAACCCAUUAUGUGUUCAAACAAAAAACCGUAUAUCGGUACGCUGCAUGGGUGGAUUUAGUAGGUUAUGAAAGGAUGAACCUCUUUGUUCAAACCUGGCCGGGUGAUGGUACAAACACCAAGGAAACCCUCACCGUGGCGGUAACCCGACCUCAUUUCCAGUUGGAAUACAAUAUUGUUUGCGGUUUUGGUGAUAAGCCCGAGGCAAUUGAAGACGAAGACGAUUCUCAACCAAGCGAUGACAAUGACGAUCUUCCACCAAACCCCAUCUAA